Psylliodes chrysocephalus is the source of this 951-nucleotide messenger RNA. Lineage: Eukaryota; Metazoa; Arthropoda; Insecta; Coleoptera; Chrysomelidae. The record is from the annotation of a GenBank genome assembly.
AUGGGAAUUAAUAAAAAGGAAUUAAUUCAAGUGAAAAAGGGUUCUAAAUUAGGUGCCCGUAUUUGUUUUGAUUGGAAUUUCGUAGUGCCCCGUAUAGACACUUGUUCCACAUGUGACUCUUUAUCCAAUAAAGUAGGAAAUACAGGUGAUAAUGAAAAGAAAAAAGAAGCUCAAAUGGCCUUAGAUUUUCAUCACAGAAAAGUUGAGUGUGCUACUAAAGCAAUGCAAGCAGAUGUAAGAAAUGCCAAACACUCCGAUUUUUAUGUUAUAGCGUAUGAUAUGCAACAGCAAAUUUAUGUGCCGCAGCUUACACAUUCCGAAAUGUAUUAUUCCAGACAACUGGCGUGUUGCAAUUUGGGAAUUCAUGAUUCAGACAUUGAAAAUGGGUUCAUGUGCGUUUUGCCUGAGACUGUUGGCGGACGUGGAUCUUUGGAAGUAGCGCAUUGUGUUUAUAGCUACUUAACAAAACAAAUUACCACGAAUAAGAAAAAACUAAUAGUGUGGUCGGAUAACUGCGGGGCGCAAAACAAGAACCAUAUAGUUUUAUCCAUGUAUUUGACAUUGUUGGCAAAAGAUGUUGUUCGUACGAUUGCAACAGCUAAACAGAAAAAUCUCUUCGUUGUAGCCGUUUUUGAUGGUUUUCACGACUGGAGGUCUGUAGCAAAGAACCUUAAUAUGACAAAACUUAAAAUAAGUGAAGCUGCGAAAAUAAGAUUGUCGAGAGAUCAGUUUGGAACACCUGAAGUCUGGAAGUCGCAUGGAGCCUUACAGUUUCCUACAAAAACUAAUAUUCUGCGAAAAGGAGUAACUAUUGACGACUUUGCAACAAUUGAAGUUAAUGAACAGCCUACAAAGCAUGGUAUUCCUGAAGAAAAAGUAGCCCAUAUUAGAGCGAUGCUUCCUUACCUCACAAAUGAAGCAUAUGAAUACUAUUCACAGCUUCUGGGCUAG